GUGACUGAUAUUCGAAAUUGCAGAUGCGAUAAAAGUCAAGGUUGUUGCCGAAAUGGUUGCUGCCCGAAGGACAAGUUCUGGAUGACGGGAGUUUUCAUACUUCUCGGUUUCGCUCUAAUUACGUUUGUUGUUGGAGCUUGUCUAAUGAUUACUUGUUACUGGCGGACAAAAUCAAAGCAGCGAAAUGAGGAAAAGGGAUUUUAUGAAUGCAACUCUCACGAAUCUCAGAUCGGUAUGUAUCCUGGAGGAGGAAUCGGACCAUAUUUUGGAGUAACUAAUCCACGCUAUUGA
This is a messenger RNA of Dracunculus medinensis (Guinea worm), 291 nucleotides long. The record is from the annotation of a GenBank genome assembly. Lineage: Eukaryota; Metazoa; Nematoda; Chromadorea; Rhabditida; Dracunculidae.